UCUACGUUACGCGCAUGCGUGCUGUUGUCCGUACAGACUCGAACGAUCGCAGACAUGGCGGAUCUCUCGCUGGAUGAAGUAAUUCGCCGUCGUAAUUUUAACGUCAGGGGCUCCAGUAAGAGGCCCAUGUAUGGUAGAGGGGCGGGGUCAGUGGGCAGGGCCUUUGAUGCCCGUCAGAAGAUUGGAGCUGGUGAUGUCAGACAGAGACUGGGAGUGGGUGGGGCUACAGGAGGGUUUCAGGUGAAAGAUGCAAGAGAGAAACUGGUACAGAAGGACGCCCGCUUCCGCAUCCGGGGCAGAGGUGGGGCUGCAGGUGCGGUGCAGGACGCACGGCAGAUGUUAAACUCCCGUAAACAACAACAGCAGCAGACGCCUUUUACUGCGACGCAGUCACUGCCUCCCAAACCCACUGCCGCAGGAAUACCACACAUCCAAAUCCACAACACCGGUCCAAUCAGCACAGGCGCCAGGAACUUUCCCACCAGUCAGGGUCUGAACUCCAGAGUCGGUGUGGCUUUGCAGCCAGGAGGCGGGAUUACAAAAGUAGUCGAUGCACGUGAUAGGUUGAGCUUGAAGAGAAGCAUCCCGUCAACAUCCAAUCAGAGCACAGCACCUCUAAAGAUCACCAAAACCAUCCAGCAGCAGAGGCCUGUGGGAAUGACCAGUGGGAUUCGAAUUAAUGUUCCUGCAGGAGACCCUCAGGGUGCGUCUGCUGCUCCUGCUCGUGAUGAUGACGACGGUGCUCUGAUGACCAGUAAACAGAUGAAGAUCACUACAGCCAACAGCCUGCAGACACGAUUGAGAACACACACACCUGUGGGGUCUGGCUCUCUGUCUCCUCCAAUCACUAAAGUGGUGAAGAACGACUCUUACACGCCAGCAUCGGUCUCUGUGCCGCCCUCUCGACCAGCCGCCCGCCCCUCAACACAAACCCUGCAGCCUGUUUCCAGGACAACAGUCACUACACAAUCCACAGCGGGUCACAGUAGUGCUCCGACACCUGCGGCACAGCCGGUCUUCAGUCCACUGGAGGGCACAAAGAUCACAGUAAAUAAUCUUCAUCCUCGUGUUACAGAGGAGGACAUAGUGGAGUUGUUUUGUGUAUGCGGCGCUCUGAAACGAGCACGGUUGGUGAAAGUGGGCGUGGCUGAGGUGGUGUUUGUGCGUAAAGACGACGCAGUCAGCGCAUACAGGAAGUACAACAACCGCUGUCUUGAUGGUCAGCCCAUGAAGUGUAACCUGCAUAUCCAGGGAAACAUCAUCACAUCUGAGCAGCCCAUUUUACUGAGAUUGAGCGACUCUCCCGGUGCUCUGGGCUCAGGACAGAAGGAGGGAUCGUCUCGCUCCGGAACGAGAUCCGCGUCAACCUCUGACGUGGAUCCACAGACCGUUUUGAAGGCCUUGUUUAAAUCAUCCAGUCAGCAGCCCAACACCAGCGAGACGUCCGGCUCCACGGCCUUCCGCAUCAAGAUUUAACACCCGUAUCUCCACAGGCGUGAUGGGAUCGCCUCUUUGAUUGUAUCUGUUUUUAUUAUGGGGGCUUCGAUGAUCGACUGGUUCACAUUAAACACUUUAAUGAUCACGAGCGCUUUAUUUUGUGUCAGAUGUUUUUAAAUGCCGAUGGUGUGCGUGAGACUCUGUCACAGAUCAAUGUGUGGAUUAAUACUGGAUCAGAUCUGUGCUGGACUUCAGUCUCUCACUUUCUCUUGUUUCUCAUUUCUGUGAUUUCAUUCUCUUGUUGUUCUCCAGUAAAGAUCUCACUUUAUAA
Molecule: messenger RNA, 1768 nt
Organism: Paramisgurnus dabryanus
Lineage: Eukaryota; Metazoa; Chordata; Actinopteri; Cypriniformes; Cobitidae
Gene: poldip3
Product: polymerase (DNA-directed), delta interacting protein 3
Biological process (GO): poly(A)+ mRNA export from nucleus
Cellular component (GO): nucleus; nuclear speck
Molecular function (GO): mRNA binding
Source: RefSeq, a predicted model, not a curated record